This is a messenger RNA of Dacryopinax primogenitus, 885 nucleotides long. RefSeq lists its product as uncharacterized. The record is from RefSeq and is a predicted model, not a curated record. The transcript is spliced from 5 exons. Lineage: Eukaryota; Fungi; Basidiomycota; Dacrymycetes; Dacrymycetales; Dacrymycetaceae. Gene Ontology annotation, biological process: tRNA modification. Gene Ontology annotation, molecular function: RNA binding. The annotation marks the transcript as partial.
AUUACCAGUCCAGGAGUGUUCGUCACCUGCGUUCGAGGAAAAGAAAAACAGUCCGUAAGCGAACUAUACGACGUCUUCGAAGCAAUCGCAGCAGAUUUAUGGCCCGAGACGACAGAGUCUACAACAGAAGUGUCAGACUCGGGGGAGAACGAACCUGACGCCAAUGUCAAUGCCAACACCGACGCCGACGUCGAGCUCAACAUAGAAGCAGAGAUAGCACGCGAACUUCAAGCACUUAAGCGGCCUAGGAAAGAGAAACGGUUCUCCAACGUUCACACAGAGACUCCCUGCCUCCUAUUCAUCGCCUGCCGUCCCCCAAUCUCCCCAACUCAACUAUGCCAUGCCUACCUCUCAUCCCUCUCCUCCCAACCCCCGAGGACGCGCUACGUCAACCGCCUCAUACCCGCUGAAGGUGUGUGCGCUGCCAAUAUUCCUGAGAUCGUAGCUCUAGCGAGGAGGGUCAUGAAAGGGACGUUUGAUGCUGGGAGGGCGUAUAAGGUGUGUUUUAAGAUCGAGCUCCCGAUAAUCAACAACACGAAGCUCUCGCGCGAAACGCUCAUCCCCCCGCUCGCAGCGUGCGUCCCGGGGGAAGGGCACAGCGUCUCCCUCUCCCACCCUGAGCGUGUCAUCCUCGUGCAAGUGUUCAAGGCCUGGUGCGGUGUGAGCGUGGUGAGCGAGUGGGAAGCAUGGAGGAGGUGGAACGUUAUGCUUCUUGGAGAGGAGAGGAGACUGGAGAGAGAGAAAGAGGAGAAGGGGAGAGAGGAGGAGAUGGAGAGAGAGAGAGAGAAGAUGCAGGCUGUGUGGGACGAGGACGAGGACGAAGAGGUGAGGGAGCCAGUGUUCAAGGAGGAACUGCAGACGAUUGACGAGUCCGAAGGGGAGUAG